GUGGCUUCGCGGCCGUCCCCGGGUGUCCCGGGCCUGACGCGCGGAGGUGGAGUGACAGCCUGCGGGCGAGUAGUUGUCAGUGUUUGUGCAGGUCGGCCCGUCGUGAACUUCCGAGCGCUGCAGCCGGGGAGCGGGGCCCGAGUGUGGGGCGGAGGCGGCCGGGAGGGACGGCGGACCCCGCCCCCGUCGCCCUGUGCCCGCGUGUGCGCGUCUCCGUCGUGAGUGUGUGUCUCGGUGGUCUGCGCGGCUCUGUAUUUGAGUGUGUCUCUGCUGCGAGUGCGUGUCUGUAUUGCAAUGUCUCUGUCCGUGAGUGUGUGUCUCUGUAUUUCAGUGUCUCUGUCCGUGAGUGUGUGUGUGUCUCCGAGCGAGGGUGCUUGUGAGCCCGCGAGCGUGUGUGCCGUCCGAGGGGUGUGCGUGUGUGCAGGAGUGUGGGCUGUGUUGCUUCUCAGGGGUUGGGAGGUGUGGGCUCUGUCAGCGGUCGUGUUUCCCACUCACCUCAUAUUUUAUAAACGCUACUCAAAAAAAAAAAAAAAAAAAAAAAAGCAGCGGUCGGUUUCUUUAUUUCCCUGCAGGCUUUCGCCGUUUAGGUCGAAAUAACCCAAACAACUGCCUCUGGGUUUCAAGGUCCCCCAGCCUCGGUCGCCAGGAACUCUCCCUGCUGUUUGCUCUGCGAACAGAUACUUUUUUUUUUUUUUUCGAACAGAUACUUUUUUAGAAAAUAGGAAGCAUUUUUAGCUUUUUCCACCCCGCAUCCCACGCCCCCUUUCCUCUAAUUGCCAUGUAGCAGGCAUGAGGUUGAAGGAUAAGCCAGGCCAGCGAGGAUGAUGUGCUACAGUAUUUAUUUACUUAGCAAGGAAGGCUGUAAUCAACCCUAAAUAACAGCCCUCGCGGCGUGCAGAGGGGAGCCUCCUGGCCCUAUCAAAGGCCGGCCGAACGGGGCCGGACUGCGGCUGACAUAAGUCGCAGAUACCGAAACUAUGUGCCUGAUAAUGAUAUAAUUAGGGGAUCAGAGGUUUCUGACUGCUGCGGACUUCAAAAGCUUUGGAAGAAGCCCGCAGUCUCUCCUGUAGCCGUCCGGACUGAAGCAGACAUUUUUGUGUAAUCACCGCAUACAGUAACGAGAAAGGGGGGCAGACAGAAGAGCAUUGUUCCCUGUUUCAAAAUACCAGUCCCCUCCUGGCCCUCCACGUGCCACAGGAAGAAACUUCAUGAAACGGCAGAAAUAGAGUUUUAAUACAGUAACACAAAAGUCCAUUCAACUUGCUCAAAUGUGGCUCCAAUUAAAAAAAAAAGUUGUUAGAGCUUUCCUAGUUACCUGUCAAAAUUUUAUUAGACUGUUUUAGGUCACUGAAAAUACCGUCUUUCAAAUAGGCUCUCGUAAACAUUGAAGCAGCAUUCUCCUUGUAUUCAGCUUUUUUUUCUGCACGGGGUCUGAAGUGACUGGGAUCAAAACUGACUUUUAAUCUGUUUUAUGUCUGCCUUCAAUCUGCAUGUGGAAAUUGUCAGACUUACGGGUCUGCAGUCAUCUCCACUUAAGACCGGUGAGCUUUAUGCGAAGGAGCAAGCAAGCUUGGAAGGAGUAGAGGACUUCUGCAAAGCAGGCUUCUGACUGGAAGGUCCUACUUACUGGGGAAGGGACCUGGGCCCGGACCAGGACAGGAGCAAGACCCCCGGCUUUGCGUGGUGGCGCUCAGGUUGCCGAAGAUCUGUGUGUAGUUGGCUGGUUUUUUAGACCUGAAGCCUUAGCACAUGCUGGUGAGAGCUGAGCGUUCGGUCCGGUGGCCUGGAAUUUGGACGGAUAGUUAAAUGAGACCUCUUACUCAGGCAUUCAUGGGAGGAGGGAGACAGGCGAGGCUGGCAAGAGCACCGGCUUGCACAAAGGGCUUUCCCCGUCCACGUGGACUGCCCUUCGAAGCCCUCAGCUGAAUAUUCUCUAAAGUGAAAUCAGAUGCUACUGCGAUGCCGCCCACUGCGUGGCUACUGGUUAUAUGUGUAAAUCUGAGCUGAGCGCCUGCUUCUCCAGACUUCUUGAUCCUCAGAACACAAAUUCCCCUCUCACGCAUGGCUGCCUGGACUCUCUCGCAAGCACAGCAGAUGUCUGCCAAGCCAGACAGCUCCACAACCACUCUGGCAGCACUGCGCCCACGCUGGAGUGCUGCCACGAGGACAUGUGCAAUUACAGGGGGCUGCAGGACGUCCUUGCCCCUCCCAAGGGGGAGGCCUCAGGACAAGGGAGCGGGUACCAGCAUGAAGGGAGCGGGAACCUCAUCAGCAAAGUGCAGGAGCUGGCGUCCUCCAAAGAGCUGUGGUUCCGGGCCGCAGUGAUUGCCGUUCCCGUCGCGGGGGGGCUGGUCUUAGUGCUGCUGAUUAUGUUGGCCUUGAGGAUGCUGCGGAGUGAGAACAACAGGCUGCAGAGCCAGCGGCAGCAGAUGCUGUCCCGCCUGCACUACAGCUUUCACGGGCACCACUCCAGAAAGGGGCAGGCGGCGAAGCUAGACUUGGAGUGCAUGGUGCCCGCGCGCGGCCAUGAGAACUGCUGUCGGACCUGCGACAGGAUGAGACAGGCUGAUCUCAGCCACGACCGGAUCCUGUCGCUUGUGCACUGGGGCGUGUACAGUGGGCGCGGGAAGCUGGAGCUCGUAUGACGGGGCCUCACGGGACUGGCCUUCUGGGACCCUUUGAGUUCUGCUGGACAGGAGCACUUUAUCUGAAGAAAAACAAACUCGCGUCAUGACCUUCGAGGGAUAGAAUGACCUCUGCAAACAGAAUCUUGGAUAGUUCUUCUGAAGGAUUAUUUGCACAGACUUAAAUACAGUCAAAAUGUAUUAUUUGCUUUAAAAGUAUAAAAAGCAAAGAGAAGACUCUGUACACUGUUACCAGGGUUAUUUGCAUCCACAGGGAGCUGGAAUUGAGUACCUAAAUAAAAGGAAGUGUGCUCUAUGUAAGCUCCCACAUCUUGAUUUAUCACAGAGAUUGAAAUAUAUAUAUAUAUAUAUAUAUAUAUAUAUAUAGUCUGAAAUCUAGCAGUGUCUUGUCAUAAGUUAAAAACUAAGCAGGAAAGGUAAGGAACUACAUGUUAAUUAUACAAAUGAAGACCUAUCAUUGCCCAGAGUAGGAUCUCAACUAUAGAUUUUGGCUUAACUUUUUUAUUUUUAUUGUUUUUUCAAACAAGACCAAGAUCUUGUUUUUUUCUUACAUGGCACGUGUGUCAUUUUCUUACAGUGUGGAGAAUUUCUAAAUGUGUACUGCCCAUCGUUCAGUGUCUUACCCACAAUUUUUUGUUAGGAUAAUGCUGGUUUUUAACUUUCAUCUAAUAGAAAUCAGAAACUUAUUUAUACCAGGUCAGAUAUCACUGAUCAAUUUCUGAAGUUGCCUUAGCAAAGAGUGGUAUUUAUCAACUUGAUCUAGGUGCUCUGGAAUAUGUUUUUAAAUGUGUCUACCUCCAAUCAAAAAAGGAAAAAAAGCUUACUAAAUGAAACUUUUUUUUUGGUAAAGUAGGUCACUGUCUACUUUUACUUCUCAAUUCAUCAGUUUAUUCUGUCUCAAACCUAAUUAAAUAUUUUGGACCUCAAAUUAGCCAAACAUGAUGGUACCAUGUUCCUAGUUUUUAAGCCUUCCUUCCGCACAGUGUUAUUAUUAUUUUUUUACUUCUCAAUCUUUAGAAAGAGUUUCAAGAGUGAACGUUAUAUAUCGAGAUUUAAAUAACAAUUUCCUCCCCAAAUGAGUCUUCUCUUAAUAUAAUCAAAUAGACUUGAUUUUAGCCACUAACACACUAUAUAACAGUGUUUCCACUCCUGGAGGACUUCGGCAAUAUAGCCCAGCCUGAAUUUAAACCCAUGCCACAUUUGUUUACUUUUUCCCCCCAGAUGGGUCUUUGUUAUCUUAAAUGUGAGAAUAAUUUGUAGGUUCUUUUCUCAGUUCUUUUGUAUAUUUGAAACUUUUGCUUAAAAAUUAACCUAUAGCCUGCAUAUUUGAGUACAUGUGGGGUUUUCUUUUACGAAUGUUAAAGGAUUUUUUGCAUUUUUUUCUGGGAUAUUUUAUGAUCAGUAUAAUUUGGGUCCCUUAAGAAGACAGGUGCAGUCGCCCAGUUGAUGGAAGAAUCUGAGUUGAAAUGACUAGUCUAAAAAUGAAUACCUAGGUUAUUUAGUAACUAAUGGACCACAGCCCCAAACAAAUUAGGCUAUGGAAUAAAUAUGCGUUUUAAUAAAUGGCAUUC
Molecule: messenger RNA, 4216 nt
Organism: Physeter macrocephalus (sperm whale)
Lineage: Eukaryota; Metazoa; Chordata; Mammalia; Artiodactyla; Physeteridae
Gene: BAMBI
Product: BMP and activin membrane bound inhibitor
Exons: 4
Coding region: 1989-2645 (218 amino acids)
Biological process (GO): negative regulation of transforming growth factor beta receptor signaling pathway; positive regulation of canonical Wnt signaling pathway; transforming growth factor beta receptor signaling pathway
Molecular function (GO): frizzled binding
Source: RefSeq, a predicted model, not a curated record